CUCAUAACCAUCACAAUGGCAACGGCAACCGGACGUAGUGCAGCCCUCAAGCUCGACUGGAACAAGGUGACCAGCUCGCUCGGUCUCCGCGGGCAAACCGUCGCCUCCCUCCAAGCGUUCAAGAAGCGCAACGAAGAUGCCCGCCGCCGGGUGCAGGCGCUGUCGCAGCAGCCGACGACCGUCGACUUCGCGCACUACCGCUCGAUCCUGAAGAACCAAGCCGUCAUCGACGAGAUCGAGAAGCACUUCAAGGCCUUCAAGCCCGCGACGUACGACCUCGCCAGACAGAUCAAGGCGAUUGAGGCCUUCGAGGUGCAGGCUGUCAAGAGCGCCGAGGAGACCAAGGGCCGUGUUGAUAUCGAGCUGAAGGAUCUGGAGAAGACGCUGAAGAACAUCGAGGAGGCUAGACCUUUCGAGGACCUCACUGUGGAUGAGGUUGCUGCUGCCCGUCCGGAUAUUGAUGAGAAGACCUCCCAACUCGUCUCCAAGGGACGCUGGGCCGUACCAGGCUACAAGGAAAAAUUCGGCGACCUUUCCCUGCUAUAG
Molecule: messenger RNA, 546 nt
Organism: Amorphotheca resinae ATCC 22711
Lineage: Eukaryota; Fungi; Ascomycota; Leotiomycetes; Helotiales; Amorphothecaceae
Exons: 4
Coding region: 16-546 (176 amino acids)
Biological process (GO): proton motive force-driven ATP synthesis
Molecular function (GO): proton transmembrane transporter activity
Source: RefSeq, a predicted model, not a curated record